This is a messenger RNA of Striga asiatica, 1915 nucleotides long. The record is from the annotation of a GenBank genome assembly. NCBI's taxonomy places the organism in Eukaryota, Viridiplantae, Streptophyta, Magnoliopsida, Lamiales, Orobanchaceae.
UUAUUAUUUUUUUAUUUUUAAAUAUAUAAACUGCCCUAAUUGAUUNUAUCGGAUUCUUGGUAAAUUUUCCAAGUUCAACCAUUGAGUCGUGCAGCAAAUUACUCGACACGCUUCAGCAGUCGGCCCCCGUUUGUGUUUCACUCUUCAAGUCACUUUCUCUUCACUCCAUCACACGCAAAUUUUUGCCCCAAAACAUCGCAUCACAAAUUUAUAUAAUCCAUCUCAUUUUAUCCACUUCACAGUGUAAAUCAAUGGCACUCGCCUAAUGAUUUUCCGUUUGUCCUGUAAUUUUCAGCACACACAACGCAAAGAGGAAUCAGCAAUUCUACAAAAAAUCAGAAUCCAAUAAUAAAGAAAAAAAGUUGCUAGCUUUCUUUUGGGGAAAUUUAUUGGUGAGUUGAUACCGAGCAAGAAAAUGGCGUCUGUUGGUGGUAUCGCCGCCGGUAGCAACUUGGCGUUGACUUGCUCUUCAUCGUCGAAGAACUGCAGCCCCUUGUCGACCCAUCGGUCAAAUUUCCAAUCUUUUGCAAGAAUUUCUACUCAAUUUUCUUUUCUCGGGAUAAAAAGAAGCAAAAUUGAUGGUUUCAGAGGGCUAAAAUCGGUUCAGACGGACGUGUUCAUAACGAGCGACGACGAGGCUGAAAUGGGUGAAGGGUUUUUCGCGGCCAUAGAGGAGCUUGAGCGGAUGGCCCGGGAGCCGUCUGAUGUGCUCGAGGAGAUGAACGAGAAGUUGUCUGCCCGCGAGCUGCAGUUGGUGCUGGUGUACUUUGCGCAGGAAGGAAGGGACUCUUGGUGCGCUCUGGAGGUUUUUGAGUGGCUGAAGAAGGAGAAUAGGGUGGAUAAGGAGACAAUGGAGCUGAUGGUCUCGAUUAUGUGCGCUUGGGCGAAAAAGCUGAUUGAGGGGAAAAAUAAGGUAGAGGAAGUGGUUAACCUCUUGGUGGAUAUGGACUGUGUUGGUUUAAAGGCAGGAUUCAGUAUGGUAGAGAAAGUGAUCUCUUUGUAUUGGGAGGCUGAGGAAAAAAACCAGGCAAUUUUGUUUGUCGAGGAGGUUUUGAGGCGAGGGAUAAUUGUUCAGGAUGGAGAUAGGGAUGGUAAUAAAGGCGGCCCAGUUGGAUAUCUGGCAUGGAAGAUGAUGGAGGAUGGAAACUUUAGUGAUGCGGCGAAACUAGUGAUCAAUCUCAGAGAAUCGGGCCUUAAACCCGAGCCCUACAGCUAUCUAAUAGCUAUGACUGCCAUAGUCAAGGAGCUCAACGAGUUCGCAAAAGCCCUACGCCGACUAAAAGCCUUCUCCGCCAGGCCCGGCCCGAUUAUCGAGCUCGACCCAGACUCCCUCCCUCUCAUCGAGACCUACCAAGAGACCCUCCUCACAAACGGGCUCCUCCUCUCCAACUGGGCCAUCAAUGACGGUGGCCCACCACUCCUUGGGCCGGCCCACGAGCGCCUCCUUGCAAUGUACGUCUGCGCGGGCCGCGGGCCCGAAGCCGAACAGCAGCUCUGGGAGAUGAAGCUCGCCGAGCGAGAGGUCGGGAGGGACCUUCACGACAUCGUGCUGGCGAUCUGUGCCUCACAGGACGAAUCGGGCCCGGUGGGUCGGCUGCUGGCCCGGUUAGAGUUGGCGGGCCCGUAUGGGAGGAGGAAGACGCUGACGUGGCUGCUGAGGGGAUACAUUAAAGGGGGGCAUUUUGGGAAAGCGGCCGAGACAGUGAUUGGGAUGCUCGACUCUGGGCUGUGCCCGGAGUAUGUGGACCGUGUGGCGGUGGUGAGGGGGCUGAGCGGGAGGGUCGGGGGGGAGAGGGGGGAUGCUGAUGCUUAUGUGGCGCUCUGUAAGCGGCUCUCGGAUGCGGGUUUAGUGAGCCCGAUUAUGGUUUACCUUAAUGUGAGGAGGUUGGGGCUAUGGGUGGUCCAGAUGCUUUGA